This is a messenger RNA of Suillus paluster, 483 nucleotides long. RefSeq lists its product as uncharacterized. Gene Ontology annotation, cellular component: mediator complex. The transcript has 4 exons. Gene Ontology annotation, biological process: regulation of transcription by RNA polymerase II. Lineage: Eukaryota; Fungi; Basidiomycota; Agaricomycetes; Boletales; Suillaceae. The record is from RefSeq and is a predicted model, not a curated record. Gene Ontology annotation, molecular function: transcription coregulator activity. The coding region runs from base 1 to 483 and encodes 160 amino acids.
AUGUCCCAGACACUAAGCUCACAUGCGCCAGAUUCACCUCGGUCGUCUCAAUCACCACCGCCUUCUGGUGUCCAAGGUGAUCUGGAAUUAGAACUUCUCGGGCUUGCAAACGCAUUAUACAAUCUUGGAACCACCGUGAUCAACGAUUCUACAAAAGAACGCGAUAGACCAGGUGGUGCUAAGCCCGUUGGCCUUAGGGCAAAUGAGGUAGUCCAUCAUCUCGCCACCAUCGAUGAUAAAGCACAAGAUAUUCGGACGAUGAUACCUUUUCAAGUUUUGUCUGAUAUCGAUAGCGCACGCAACCCUAUGCAGUUGACCAAAGAGCGUUUAGAAAGGGCAGCCACUGAGAACCAAUUCAUGAACGGCAAGAUAGCAGCUAUCGACUCCUACCGCAAGCUUCUGAACGAGGCAUUAGCAUCGAACUUCCCAGAAACCGCCGAAUAUCUCCAUCCUAGUCAGGAGGAUAUCAAGAUGGAGACAUAG